GACACUGUAAUAGCAGCGUGCUGUUAUCACCGGUGAAACAGGGCCCUAGUUAAAAAUUCACCUUGUCCUUAUCUGAUACUUUCUUUUUAAAAAGCACAAUAAACUUGUUUUGUUGAACAUAUUCCUUUGACUAUUUCAAUUUGUCAAGAGAGUGCAUACAAAUCACAUUCAUGACUCAGCUUGAGCUCAAUGUUGGGUUGCUUGAGCUUUGGACCCACUUAAGUGGGUGGGUGUGGAAAAUAGUAGUUGCAAAGUGAAAUAUUCUACUUUGAAGUGCACUGUGGCUUGUAUGAGUUGUAUAUUGAAAUUAAACUUUUUGCUGAAGCCACACACUUUCAAGUUUGAUAUCUUUGAUUCAUUGUCACCAUCACCAGCAUCAAAUUCAUUUUACUCUGUACACUGUACCUUUGGAAAUAAUAUGAAUAUUGGUAGCAAGGGGUGAUAAGGUGAUCAGUGAUGAAUGACGCCGACCGGGAGACGAUCCGCAGGCAGCUGCCCAGCCUGCUAGCGUCCGUGCAGCUGUCUGAGGAGCUGCUGGACCAGCUGCAGCGGCUGCGAGUGCUCACGCUCGACUUCCGCGAGGAGCUGGACGUGGAGCCCCGGCCGCGAGAGCGUCUGCGCCGGCUGCUGCUCGAGAUACCGCGCCGCGGACCGGACGCCUUCGACGGCCUGGUGAAGGCCCUGCUGGAGACGGGGCAGCUGGAGCCGGCCAAACUGCUGCGGCCGAGUCUGACCCACGCGGACCUAUCGCCGGCGGCCCUGGCGGCCAUCUCAGCGGCCGCCAUCGCCCGGCAGGCGGCUCAGAGAGCCCCUCACUGCACCCCGACCACCCCAGUCCACCGGCCGCCGCCGGUUCAGGAGCGACCGCCACUGACCGGAGACCGUCCGCCGCCGCCGGCCGCCGGGGACGGCCCCGACGCGCCCGGUCCCAGCCUACACCUGCGGCCCGCAGACACAGUCCGCGGCUCGGAGAGGGACACCUACCGAAUGAUAUCGUCACCCAGAGGUCUGGCGCUCGUCAUCAGCAACAUUAACUUCCGCGACACCGAUAUGCACGAGACGCGUGAGGGUGGCGAGCGAGACGAGGUGGCGCUGCCCUCGCUUCUGGAGCAGCUCGGCUUCGAGGUGCAGUUGGAGAGGGACCUGGACCGUGCGCAGCUUCUGUCCACCAUCAGCGCGUUCGCCAAGCGGCCGGAGCACGGCAUGUACGACAUGGCCGUGCUGGCCGUGCUCACGCACGGUGGACAGCACGUUCUUUACGGUGUCGACUCGCGCACGCUGGGGGUAGAACAGGUGAUCAGCUGUUUCUCGCACGAGGCGGCGCCUCUCCUUACCGGCAAGCCCAAGUGGAUGCUGUUCCAGGCGUGUCGCGGCGCGGAGGGUAACAUUGCGUCGCGGCUGAUGGAUUCGGGCCGUCAGGCAACAGACGGUAAGGCCAUGUCUAGUCCGGUUCAGACGGUAGCGGAGUACGGCGAUAUCUUCCUUACGUACUCGUCAAUCCCUGGAUAUGUGUCGAUGCGAGACCUGGACCACGGCACGUGGCUGGUUCAGGUUCUUUGCCAGGUGUUUGCCGAGCUGGCGCACAGUCAUACACUAUCGGAGCUUCACAUGGUCGUACACGAUCGUAUGGCUAGUAUGGUAACAAGCAGAAAUGAAAAGCAGACCAUCGAGACGGCUCAGCGCGGCUGGUCCAAGAAGCUCUACUUCAAUCCGGGCCUGUAGAUGGCGUGUAGGCCGCUCCACUCGCCUGGGUCGCCUGUGGCAAACUACGUGCAGCCUCUGCUCACUACCUGUGUCUUUACGCCUGGAUCAUGGUGAUGUUUGGUUCCGAGCUCCAGUACGCCAUCGGAUUAUCAUCUUAGCGUCAUUGAUUCGAACAAAUUUAGUGAACAGGAUAAAAAAACGCUACAAAAAAUGCCAACAAUGAACGGGGUGUCAGGUGCGGGCAAUCGUAAUAAUCGCUUACUUAAUUGUGACAUUAUUUGGGGUUUAAGACCAAAACACUAUCCUGAUUAGUUAUGCAGCACGGUAUGUUUAUUUGCUUGAUUUAUGCUACGUUGCUUUGAUUGUUUUAUGUUUUGGAUUGCUAUCGUAUUGCGUUUAGCUGCUAGUGCCAGUAGUUGGUGGAAAGUGUUUCCAGACUUCCAUGUGGCGACUUCCCACAGGGCGGUAAAUGUGUAUACCUCGGAUAAUUCCAUUUGUUCUUGACAACGAUCGCCAGCUCAGCUGUUUUGGUUAGUCCCUUGGGCUUCCGCCGAUUGCUGAUGAUGCGAUCUGUUGAUUCAUGCAGCUUCUUUGUGAUCGCCCGUGUCCGUCUCGGUAUGUGUCCUUGUUUAGGGAUUGUUUAUUGUGACGCCGAGCGCUUUCUCGUGAUCGAUAAUGUAGUGUGUAGCGUCUGAUGGUUCCAAACCAUUCGAGCUGUUGUGGGAUUGAGCAUAUUGCAUAAAGCUUCGAUGGUAUAGUGGAAAGGCCAUUUAAAAGUUCUCUGCAAUCUUCAAGUGCUACGGCUCAUGAUGCAGUGUCAACAUAUCCAUUAUUCGCAGUGACCUUAUGCAAAAUACUGUGCCUGUUGGACCUACCUGGUGCACUACAACUUUCAACUAACCAUUAUGCUGUGAAUGCAAUCAUCCAGCAUACUGAUAUCAAUAUUUUGAUACCGCUUUUAGGCAUUUAACCCACUAUGCGAUUCUUCUGUAUCGCCAUGGGCCUUUGAUUGGUCGUGAUGCACGUGGGACUCCCGUACUGUCCAUUUCCGUGUGAUCGCUCAUGAGUCAUAAAUAUAUUGCCGAUUUCGAAA
Amphibalanus amphitrite is the source of this 2797-nucleotide messenger RNA. Its product is annotated as caspase-3-like. Gene Ontology annotation, biological process: proteolysis; regulation of apoptotic process. The record is from RefSeq and is a predicted model, not a curated record. The transcript has 2 exons. Gene Ontology annotation, molecular function: cysteine-type endopeptidase activity. The coding region runs from base 457 to 1722 and encodes 421 amino acids. NCBI's taxonomy places the organism in Eukaryota, Metazoa, Arthropoda, Thecostraca, Balanomorpha, Balanidae.